This is a messenger RNA of Schistocerca cancellata (South American locust), 909 nucleotides long. RefSeq names its product piggyBac transposable element-derived protein 4-like. The transcript is spliced from 3 exons. The coding region runs from base 1 to 909 and encodes 302 amino acids. The record is from RefSeq and is a predicted model, not a curated record. Lineage: Eukaryota; Metazoa; Arthropoda; Insecta; Orthoptera; Acrididae.
AUGGUGAUGGCACUUUAUUUCUUUGUUGAUAAGAACUGCGACCUUGAGAAGUCUGUAAUGGUUGAUCCAGAAAAGACGUUGAGUUUGGUGCAGCUGGAGGAGGACGAAUCUGAUGCGCAUGAAGACGAGAUUGAUGACAGUUUGUCUUCAGAUGAAGACGAGAAUGAUGUUGAAGGUGUUGCUUCAAAUCCAGCAGCUGUGCCGUAUCCGAAAGACAGUGAGUGGACUGCAGUUGACACCUACCGACCUCUGCCUGUCAACACGACACCCAGGCAGAUACUAGUGGAUAUUGAUGAGUCGAGUUCUGUACUGGAUUGCAGUAAAGUGUUCCUUACUGACAGUGACGUAAAUGAACUCAAGAGACAGACAAAUUUGUAUGCAUCACAGACAAUACAGAAGAAAAGAAGAGGAAAUAAUCUGAAGCCCCAUUCAGUUUUGAGUUCGUGGAAGCCAGUGACUAUAAGUGAGAUGAGGCGUUUCUUGGGUAUUAUUUUCCACAUGUGUGUUUCGAAAAAGCCCAAAAUUGCGGACCAUUGGAGCACUAAUCCUGUUCUUAGUUGUAACUUUUGUCCCCAUGUCAUGAGCCGUUUGCGUUUCACUCAGAUACUGUCAUGCUUGCAUCUUGUUGACAAUUCAAAUCAGAAAAAACCAGGCGAAGAUGGAUUUCAUCCACUUUACAAAGUUUUGCCAUAUUAUAAUAAUUUGAAGGAGCGAUGUAUCCAGGCAUAUCGUCCCUCAGAAAAAGUGACAAUUGAUGAAGGAAUUUGCCCAUUUCGAGGUCGUGUGAGUUUCCGUGUUUACAUGCAAAAUAAGCCUCAUAAGUAUGGACUGAAAGUAUAUGCUGUUGCUGAAGCCAGUAGUGGCUAUGUUGUAAAUUUUGAAGUUUAUGCUGAUCCUAAUCUCCAGUAA